Messenger RNA from Malassezia restricta, 342 nucleotides. Its product is annotated as peptidyl-prolyl cis-trans isomerase. The record is from RefSeq and is a predicted model, not a curated record. Gene Ontology annotation, molecular function: peptidyl-prolyl cis-trans isomerase activity. Lineage: Eukaryota; Fungi; Basidiomycota; Malasseziomycetes; Malasseziales; Malasseziaceae. The transcript has a single exon. Bases 1 to 342 code for a protein of 113 amino acids.
AUGGGCUUCCAAGUAGACACAAUUGCUCCAGGUGACGGCAAAACUUUCCCUAAGCCUGGUGAUACGGUCGAUAUGCACUAUGUUGGAAAGCUUCAGUCGAACGGCAAUAAGUUCGACUCCUCGCGUGACCGUGGUCAACCCUUCCGUACCAGGAUCGGAGUGGGUCAGGUGAUUCGAGGCUGGGACGAGGGUGUGCAGCAGCUGUCGCUCGGUCAAAAGGCCAACCUGAUCUGCUCGCCUGACUAUGCCUAUGGCGCUCGUGGUUUCCCUCCAAUUAUUCCUCCGAACUCGACGCUCGUCUUCGAAGUUGAGCUCCUUGCAAUCAACGGCAAGUCAGCUUGA